Messenger RNA from Temnothorax curvispinosus, 405 nucleotides. RefSeq lists its product as uncharacterized. NCBI's taxonomy places the organism in Eukaryota, Metazoa, Arthropoda, Insecta, Hymenoptera, Formicidae. The record is from RefSeq and is a predicted model, not a curated record. The coding region runs from base 1 to 405 and encodes 134 amino acids. The transcript has a single exon.
AUGCGGCCCAUCGACGUUACUCCAGCAAUCGCUAAAAGACUCUUAACCACGGUGUACAGCGCGAUCAAGAUCGCAGGUUUGACAAAGUUCAAAGUAGGCGAUCGGGUACGCGUUAGCAAGCACAAGACAAUUUUCGAGGAGGAUUACACACCAAAUUGGAGCACCGAGAUGUUUAAGAUCGUUAAAAUGCAACACACUAAUUCAGCAACCUAUCUGCUGGAGGACUAUCGCGGAAAAUCUAUCGUUGGAGCGUUCUAUGGGCACGAGUUACAUCGCGUGGCUUACCCGGACACGUAUCUCGUGGAGAAAGUACUGCGCAGGAGGGAAGACGAGGUCUACGAGGUGAAAUGGCUGGGAUUCGAUGGAUCGCACAACUCAUGGAUACACAAGGACAAUGUUAUUUAA